Molecule: messenger RNA, 981 nt
Organism: Papilio machaon (common yellow swallowtail)
Lineage: Eukaryota; Metazoa; Arthropoda; Insecta; Lepidoptera; Papilionidae
Gene: Ttc1
Product: tetratricopeptide repeat protein 1
Exons: 4
Coding region: 98-952 (284 amino acids)
Molecular function (GO): protein binding
Source: RefSeq, a predicted model, not a curated record
AAUCUGAAAAGAAGCGUGAUAAUAAGUUUUCAUAAAAUUUAUUUAUUGAUUAACAAACAAAUUGUCUACAAUCACAGUAUUAAUCGAAUCGUUUAAAAUGUCGGAUAGACUCAAGAAUACGAACACAAUCUCCAACCAGGAAGUUAUUGAAGAUUUAACUAAAGGUUUAGAGUUUUUGAGUGCUGAUGAAACAACAGCGAAUGUUAUAAAUCCAGAAACUACAGUCGAUGAUUUCAUUAACUCGGCCGGAGACGCACAGAAAACAGACAUUCCACAUACAGAAGAUGACUAUGAUAAAGAUGACAAGACAUACAGUGAAGAUUACAAAGCUGAAAGUGACAAAGAUGACAGUGACGCAGAUUCAAUAGACGAGGAAUCACUGAAAGAUGCGGAGGUGGACUUAACUGAUGACCAGAAAGAAGAACGUAGAAUUCAAGCUGAAGGCUUAAAGAAUGAAGGAAAUGAAGCAUUCAAGAUCGGUGAAUAUGAAAAAAGCAUAGAGAAAUAUACGGAAGGUCUAAGAAUCUGUCCGCUUCAAUUUGAACAACAACGCUCCAUUCUAUACUGUAAUCGAAGUGCUGCGAAAAUGAAACUGGAAAAUUAUAAGCGAGCCAUCAAAGAUUGCAGUAAAGCUAUUGAAUUGGAUGAUAAAUAUUUGAAAGCUUAUUAUAGAAGGGCACAGUCAUAUGAAGCUACAGAGAAAUAUGAUGAAUGUUUAGCAGACUUCAAGAAGAUUCUAGAACUAGAUCCAGCACAUAAAGAGGCUCAAGCGGCAGUGAUCCGUCUACCACCCCUCAUAGAGGAGAAGAAUGAGAAAUUAAAGAAGGAAAUGCUCGGUAAAUUGAAAGAUUUAGGCAAUAUGAUACUAAAACCAUUCGGUCUUUCUACGGAUAAUUUUCAAAUGGAACAGGAUCCAGAAUCAAAAGGAUAUAAGAUUAAUUUUAAACAAUAAAUCUACUCGUUAGAUUCACUGUUCUAAGU